Messenger RNA from Mangifera indica (mango), 1654 nucleotides. Its product is annotated as alkylbase DNA glycosidase-like protein mag2. Bases 111 to 1235 code for a protein of 374 amino acids. Gene Ontology annotation, cellular component: protein-DNA complex; nucleus. NCBI's taxonomy places the organism in Eukaryota, Viridiplantae, Streptophyta, Magnoliopsida, Sapindales, Anacardiaceae. Gene Ontology annotation, molecular function: DNA-7-methylguanine glycosylase activity; alkylated DNA binding; DNA-3-methyladenine glycosylase activity. The transcript has 2 exons. The record is from RefSeq and is a predicted model, not a curated record. Gene Ontology annotation, biological process: base-excision repair; base-excision repair, AP site formation; DNA alkylation repair.
UCUUGUUUCGGGAAGAACCUUAAUCUGAAUGUUGUAGUUAGCUAUACUUCACUCCGCUUUAGCCAUCUCUGCCACUUCCACCCUCGGUUUCAGCCCCACUGGUUGCACACAUGGUCGACCAAGACCAACCCCAAAGUCAGCCGCAGCUGCAGUCACAGUCGCAACCGCUGCCCCAAAUUCAAGCACAAUCUCACCAUGAAAACGCACUCGCCAUCAUUCCCUCCGAAACCCCAAUCUCCACCGACGUAGCCAUUGUUCCCCCGCAUACGAUUUCGCCUCCUUCAAAAAUCCCGUUCCGUCCUCGAAAAAUCCGCAAAUUGUCUCCUGAUAACGGCACGGACCCCACCUGUUCCUCUCAACAAAUCGUAACGGCCAAAACAGAGCCGACCAAAACCACUUCAUCGAAAUCUUCGAAAUCCCGAACCGCUCAACACCAAUCAGGCAUAAUGGUUCCGGGGAUUAUUGCGCGGCCGUUAUCCUCAGAAGGCGAGGUCGACAUCGCAAUUCGACAUCUCCGAAACGCCGAUCCACUCUUAUCUGCAUUAAUCGACCUACAUCCGCCUCCAACUUUUGAUACGUUUAAUACUCCGUUUUUAGCCCUAGCUCGAAGUAUCCUUUAUCAGCAGCUGGCUUUCAAGGCUGGCACGUCGAUCUACACGCGCUUUAUCUCACUUUGUGGUGGCGAGGCUGGAGUGGUUCCUGAGACAAUUCUUGCUUUAACCCCGCAACAGCUCCGACAAAUCGGAGUUUCGGGACGAAAGGCGAGUUACCUUCACGAUCUAGCUAGAAAGUAUCAAAAUGGGAUAUUAUCUGACUCAGCGAUUGUAAAUAUGGAUGAUAAAUCGCUUUUCACUAUGCUUACAAUGGUUAAUGGAAUCGGGUCGUGGUCUGUUCACAUGUUCAUGAUUUUCUCGCUUCACAGACCGGACGUUCUCCCUAUCAAUGAUCUUGGGGUGAGAAAGGGAGUUCAGUUGUUGCAUAAUUUGGAGGAGUUGCCAAGGCCGUCCCAGAUGGACCAGCUUUGUGAGAAAUGGAGGCCGUAUAGAUCGGUGGCUUCGUAUUAUCUUUGGAGGUUUGUGGAAGCUAAAGGGACACCUUCUAGUGCCGCGGCAGUGGCAGCAGGAGUGGCACUGCCUCAACCACAGCAAGAGGAGCAACAGCAUCAGCAGCAGCCGCAGCUUAUGGAUCAGAUAAAUAGCCUUAUCAACAUCGGGGCUUGUGCUUGGGGACAAUAGCAAGUGGAAUGCAGAGGAGAGGUUUCUUAAUCAACUCUGUCCAUUUUUCAGUUUGAAGUGAAGCGCUUCAAAGCAAUGCUGAUAUACUGGUGGGAAAUUUAGCUGCUGGAAGUUAGGACAUUCAAGGCCUUGGGUGUUUUGAGUUGGUAUCUGGUAGUACUUCUCUGAGAAUAAAUAAAGAUCAUGUGUGCUCAAGUUCUUUUACGGUAAGACACAAUCUCCAGCCGCCAAGUGUUCUCUUGUAGGAUAUUAUAGAAUCAAAUGCCUACAUGCUUUUGACCUUGAAUUGUGAUUAGCCCCUUUGUUGAACUUCAUUAUAUCUCCAUUGCAUCUUUGUAAAUCUUGACUACAUUACUCGUGUUUGAACAUUUAACUAGACUCAGAGCUUUUUAUCUAAAAUAUGCACUUUAUUGAAUGAA